Molecule: messenger RNA, 4013 nt
Organism: Seriola aureovittata
Lineage: Eukaryota; Metazoa; Chordata; Actinopteri; Carangiformes; Carangidae
Product: cytospin-A
Exons: 12
Coding region: 472-2337 (621 amino acids)
Molecular function (GO): protein binding
Source: RefSeq, a predicted model, not a curated record
CCUAACACAGCCUAACUGUGCCCUCCAGUGGACACAUCCAGCGCCCACCAGUCCCAUCGCUCAUCGUCGUUGUGUUUUUUUUCUUCUUCUUCGCUCUUUGUUUUGUUGUGCGGAUUAAAACCAGACAUUUCUACUUUUUUUUUCCCACCUGCUUAUGAACAUUUAUAUUUUUUAGCCGUAAAAUGUUGCGUGAGUUAAACUUUAGUCAUAGGCAAUGCAGUUGCAUUUCUCCAGCGGCCAUUCCCUCUCCUCAGUGAAGACUCACCAGAGCAGUGAGUGCGCUUGGUUGCUCAGCGCUGGAGGAAGCAAAGCGUGGAGAAGAACAGUUCACCAAACUCAGAGCGAAAGAGUUGGGAUUUAUUUGUCUGCUUUCAGCGGUCACCUCCACAGUGCCACUUUGGUGUGGGCUGAGUGAAAAAGCAACAAGCACCUGCAGGGCCGCGUCAGUGGCCCAAACCCCUUUACUGCAGUAUGGGCAACUUUUCCAGCAAGGACGGCCAUGGACUCACAGGGGCCCAUGGGGAGAGUUUCCACACUCCUCCUGCUUCUCCACAAAGUGAUGUGCCUGCUUUCAUCCCUGGUGUGCCCCAGCUUCACCCUACCUCACCUCAACCUUCCCUUGCAGCCCCAGUUUCACCUCCACCUCCAGUUCCAGUCAUCACAUCCAUCGGGAAGAAGUCACAGCCAAAAUCCAGCACCCCCAGCACCCCGACCACCCCGACCACCCCCAGCAUUUCCAGUCCCGCUCCCGAUUGGAGGCCUCAUUCACCAGUCAGCUCCAACAGCUCAACCGCUGGUCCCGGAGUUACUCCAGUACACAACAAGCCAGGAACUAUUGUGGUUAAAGGGAAUGCUGCCUUGGGGAGGAAUGGGGGUCCUCCAACUUCUACCCCGAGGACUCCGAGUUUUCAGGGGAAGACUGUGGCUGUGAGCCCGACAAAGAGCCCCUCUUCUCUGUGUGGUACCUCACCUUUGUUGGGCAGCUCUUCAGGGCAGGACUGGAGAGAAAGGGACAGUGGUCUGAGUCAGUCUUUACUGGUUCGUCAUGAAGCUGGGGACGGCCACGGUGUGGAACUGGAGAAGCUGCUGGAGGAGUGUAGGACAUCACUGGGUAUCACUGGCAGUCCUGAUGGGGCCACGAACACAGCAGAGAUACUGAAGCAUCUACUGACAGAAGUGAAGACUUUGAAGAAUACUUUGCAGACGGAGCGUGGGGAAUGGCUACAGUUCCAGGCCGACCUCCAGGUGGCGGUGUCAGUGGCAGACCGCCUGAGAGCCGAGGCAGAAGAGGAGCUGACGGCGCUUCGAACGGCGCACAAGGAUGUGGAGAGGGAGCUGGCUGCCGCCCAGCAGAGGCAGAAGGAGGCUGAUUUGCAGCUGGUCACCCUGAGAGGGGAGUUAAAGGAGAGCAGGCAGAGGCUGGCGACUCUCACCCAGGCUCAAGGCAAAACUGAUGCUCAGGCUCCGUGUCAGGAACCAGAGAGGCCCAACGCGGAACCAACCAACGCUUCUGAGAGCAAAGAAGGGACCCAGAGGGGCGUGGAUAGGGCGGCGCACCGGCUGGGACGAGAAGCGACGGAGACUCGGAGUGAGAAUGACGUGACGAAGACUGUUGCCAGCGAGGAGGCGAGAACAGGCUGUAAGGGUGUGGCUAAACGUUACCUGAGAAACGUAACCAAUGAGGACAGGUGCGGAGAGGAGGCGCGAUCCACUGAGACACGAAGGACGGUAACCACAGAGAGGUCAAGAAGCCUGUCCAGAUUACCUGCCUCUUCAGACUCCCUCACCGUGCAGAAUGGAACCUCGCAGUCCAACACUGCCACAACGGUCGGACCCACAAACAAGAACUUAGGGCAACUAAGAGGCCGAAAAAGUCUGGACUGGCAAGACAGCAAGUCAAACACUGAUAUAGGAAAACGUGAGGAAUCUCUAAACAAGUACAACUCUGCCCUCACGGAGUUACCUCCCACCAAGUCCCAGGAUGGUUUCAACCCACUGCUGCGUCGCCAUGGAGGCUCCAAGAGAAACUCGCUUCUCCGCUGGUGUCAGAUCCGGACACAAGGCUAUAAGAAUAUUGACAUCACCAACUUCAGCAGCAGCUGGGCUGAUGGUCUCGCCUUCUGUGCUGUCUACCACACCUACCUCCCCUCACACAUCCCUUACAGCACUCUUACUCCAGAGAACAAGAAGGAGAAUCUCAGUCUGGCAUUCAAAACAGGAGAGACUGUUGGGAUUUCACAAACCUUGACGGUGGAGGAGAUGCUGAGAGUGGGUGGUCCUGACUGGCAAAGGGUCCUGAGCUACGUGGAGAACGUGUACCGUCACUUUGAGAUGUGACUGCUGCAGGAACUGACAGACAAUCCCGUACUGGAUCCUUAAGGACUCAUCAAAGGAAACAUGAUGACGGCUCCCUGAAUACUAAACCAUGCCUUUGGUAGGUGUCGGGAAACUGGAGAAACUGUUUUUCUGUCUUCUGUUUUCUGGCAAAAAAAAAAAAAAAAAAGACAUUAAAAUAUUACUUUUCUUGCUGUUUAAGUGCCGGAUAUCUUAGAAACAAUAACAGUGACAAAAAGCCAUCAUUACCAGAAGACAUAAACUCUGCUGUUCUCUGGUCUUUUCCAUUAACUUUUAAUGUGACGUUACAGCUCAGGCGGCAAAAGGAGUUGUGGAAAAUUGUAGCACAUUGGACAUACUUAACAUAUUUACUGAAUAAUUGUGUUUACUUACCAUCAAAUUUUCACAGCUAAGCAGGUGUGUUGGUAACGCUGGACAAAAAUCUUUGUUUAGUCCUUUUGUUGAAGACAUAUUUCAUCAUUAAAUUGUUACAAUAAUAUAUGUGUCGAAACACACCUUUCUCUAAGAAAUAAAACUUUGGAAAUUUUAAUUUGCUGCUGUGAGUUGAAGUUCUCUCUGCUUUAUUAGCUGUUAUACGAAAAAUGUCCAGGCAGAGGAAGUGAUUUGAUUGGUUUGUUACCACUGACUCCACAGUCAGAAUUUACAUUCGUAUAAGUUUUAUAUUCUUAAUCAGCCGGCAUUUCACAUACGUCAGCAUGUAGUCUGAGGAAUUCCGACACGGUGGAAGUAGAGAGCUUAUCCACUUGAGUGAAAUGUGCAGAGGUAAGCAUCUGACCAGCUGAGGAGGAGGAGGAGGAGGAUGCAGAGCGAAUGAUCAACAAAACACUGCCUUUUUAAUGCAGAAUUACAUACUGUAGCUUUCAAAGUAAAGGUCAUGCUUGACCAACUCCUGGAAAUUCAGAACAUGUGGAGUAUGGUGUAUGUACAGAGUGAGUUGCUGUGUAUGUCUCCACACUGGUACUUCACUGGCAGAAAGUACUGUAUUACAACAUGUCUUUUGUCAAUUAUGUUUUUCCCUUUAACCUUGUAUGUGAUGCUUUCCAGAGAUUCCUCUUGUUCUUGGCCUUUUUUAGCCCUCUGUAAAUAUGCACUUCGUCAGCACUUUGUUUGUGUAAGAAUGUAAUAAUGUACAGUACAGGUUUGACAGAACUGCUGUAGUCUUGUUAAAAGCUCAGUAGGCAUUCAGUAGCAAGGCUGCAGACCAGUCAGAAGAUUUGUUUUUGAAUGGCAGUAGAUGUUUGCUCCCAGGAAACACUGAGACUGUGUGGCAGUUAUCAAAACCUUUAGAAAGUGCCUCCAUGUUAUCACAAGUGUUCCAGUGCUGUUUAGGUGCUCAGGGACGUGCAUUGCAGGCGUGACAUAGAGCAAAAAAAAAAACAAGCUGACACAGGCUUGAAAAUCCAGGUUUCAACACAAUGUCACGUUCCACCUGAAUUCUCACAGAUGCACGAACACACUGUCAUAUUUCACCUGUGCUGAGAAACUAAACACCAGGUAUUGUUACGACAUGUUUGAAGCCGAGUUUGUUGCCAAAGUCGUACGUGCCAAAUAAUUGGACAAAUAAACCUUAUAUUGUAAAACAUGUUAAUAUGUAACUAGUGUGGAAAAAAAAAACAUGAUACCAAAGAAAUAAAAUAUUAAUAUGAAACAAAUAAUAA